Stylonychia lemnae is the source of this 1611-nucleotide messenger RNA. The record is from the annotation of a GenBank genome assembly. Lineage: Eukaryota; Ciliophora; Spirotrichea; Sporadotrichida; Oxytrichidae.
AUGAUAGAGUGCAGUUUGAUUCUAAAGGAGAUCUUGAUAAUUAUUGUGGCUUUAUUCUUCAGCAAAUCUGAAGAUCCAAAUGAAACCUACGUUCAUCAUUAUUAAGAUCAAAAUUGCAGUGUGAUAUUGAGAUUCAUUCUAAGAAGUAUUACACAGAGCAGCAUCAUAAGUGACUUCAAAGAACUAGCUAAUGAGUUAUAAAUUAGAAUGCAACUCUUUAAUUAAUCUUAAUCAAUUCUAGACAACUAUAGCCUAUUUAGAGGAUUGGCAAACAAAAUGACAAUGUUUGAGAUUUGUUAGAUAAACAAGCAAAAGUUAGUAAAGUUGCUCAUUUAAUAUCAAGACACUUAGCUACUAUCUCAAAUUGAUAUAAGUGCCUACUCAUAACUUUAGACAGACUAUCAAGACUUAGUUAAUAUCCUACAAUAUAACUUUGAAGGUGUGCCCAUUAUCAAAUAAAUAGACUUUGCCAUUAUAUAAUCUGAAGAUAUAAGUCUCUCAUUAAGUAUCCUUAACUAAGCCAAGGAAAAACUUAGUGAUAAUGAUUUGAAAAUGCAAAUUGAAAAGCUUAUUCAACAAGUCAUGCAGGCUAAAAAUGACAAUAACAGUAGUAGAUUGAAUACGGUCAAAGAUGUGAUUUUGGACACGCAAGGAAUUCAGCACUCUAUGAUUGGAAUCAGCAUGAACUAGGGAAUCGAUAGUUUCAAUAUGAAUGAACCAGUGAAUAACAAUAAAAUAUCAUUUUAACACUGCCUCAAUGAAUUUCUCAAGAUAAGCUAAAGUAGAGAUCUAAAUUUACAAACUGAUUACCUCGUUAAAUUUCUGUAGAUGAUCAAAUAAAUUGUAGAGAUGUCUCCUAAAGAUUUUAACAUUAGAGAGUUUAUGUCCAAGACACCACUUCAAUAUUUGUGUGAGAAUGUUUUUGCUCGAGAGGAUGAAAAUGAUUUUGAUAAAAAGCAAUUUCUGAUACUCUUACUAGAAAUGUCAAGGAAAGUAGUUAAUUAAGAAAAUAUACUUAAAUUAAUACCGAAUGAAAAUAAGAAAAAGGUUGAAUGCUUGCUUACAAUGAAAGAUAAACUUAAAAUAGAUCAUAAAGAAAUCCCUAUUGACUAUUUUAGAGAACCUGAUUCAGUAUAUAUAGACUAGCAUUUUCCAGAAGUCAAAAGACCAGAGUCAACUAUCACAAAGUUUUAAGAUCUGUAUGACUUAUUAUAUCAGUUUUCAGAAAUUGAAAAUAAAACCACAAGCAAGUUUGAAGACUCGUUAAGAGAUAUCACUUUCAUUGACAUUGAUCCAAAUGAAAAUGUUGAAAAUAUAACGAUUCGUUAUCUUGAAUUCUAUCUAGAUAAAAUAGACUAAACUGAACUCCAAUUGAUGCAAAAUCUGAGUCAUAAUGGCUUGCUAAAUGAGAACUAGACAUUAAAAGAUGCUCGGAUAAAAUUAAAAUUGGAGUUUAGGCAAAUUCUAAAUGAGCUAUAAAAUGCAUCAAUGAGUCAAUUAAUUCCAGCUUUAUUGCUAUAUCUAAAGAGAUCGGAGGUAUUUAAAUUGAAGGAUGAAUGGUAUGAGAUUAUUGACUAAUAUCUUAUUCUUGCUCUAAAAGGAGAAAUCUGA